Mycena indigotica is the source of this 1713-nucleotide messenger RNA. RefSeq names its product Aldo-ket-red domain-containing protein. The record is from RefSeq and is a predicted model, not a curated record. Bases 1 to 1713 code for a protein of 570 amino acids. Lineage: Eukaryota; Fungi; Basidiomycota; Agaricomycetes; Agaricales; Mycenaceae. The transcript has 17 exons.
AUGAAGCUGCCGGAGACUGCUGUUUACGCUCCAGCGCAUCGAGAGUCGGAUAAUGGCAAUUACUCCCUUUGGUCCGGGAUCCUUGCCUUCUUCCCGAACCUGCGCACCCUCGAUUUCCGUGUCAAAGAGUCCAGCGGUGAUUCUCGGCCAAGCGAGGCCCCUCACUUCCUCGCCAGCCUAUCGACCAUCCUUCCGCCCACUCUCGAAAGUCUCCGUGUCCAUAUUUGGUCCUCAAGGGCUGUCCUUCCCGGGGGGCAAACGGGAAGAGUGGGAUUGAGCCGUCUUCCAAGCGCGGAUGAGCUCCAGGCAGAACUACUGAAAGGCGCGAGUAGGAGCAGGGAUGGGCUGCGACGGUCGAUUUGGCGUGGCUUGAGUAAUCCCUCACUUUUCGCUGGCGAGUCUGACACCCAGGGUGGCGGCCUCUACUGGGCGGAAACAAGCGGCGUGAAAUCAGCCGCGGACGGCCCGGAUGGCAAGCAGCAGGGCACAACCGAAAGGCGGGGACAAGUCGCUACGCGUGUUCAAGUUUUUCACGGUCUACUGCCCCCACCGACGGCGCUCCGCCUUCCGCAGACACCACCGGCCCGUUCGCCGACGCUGCAAUCGAUUCCCAUUCCACUCCUCUCCACCUGCCCCCAUGUCCUCUCCAGUCCCCGUCUUCGACGCAAAAGCGAUGCCCUUCCGCCGGUUGGGCCCCAGCGGUCUGCGCGUGCCGCUCUUCUCUCUCGGCGGCUGUCCGUCUUUGCGCAUUCCCCAUUGGCUUUAGCUGAGCUCUCGACAGGGCUCACCCUCGGAGGCUCCGUCGUCGGCGAGAGCGUCAAGGACAUCAUGCAGGCCGCCUUCGAGAAUGGGAUCAACAUGUUCGACACCGCGGAGGACUACCAGAAAGGUGCGGCUGAGCGCAAAUGUGCGGGACACGCUAUCAAAGAACUUGGCUGGCGCCGCACGGACCUCGUCAUCUCAACCAAGAUAUUCUGGAGCCACGAGCCAGGCACGGGCCCGAACGACACGGGGCUGUCGCACAAACACGUUAUCGAGGGCACGAAGGCUUGUUUGCGACGGCUCCAGAUGGACUAUGUCGACGUCAUCUUCGCGCAUCGUUGCGAUACCACCGUUCCGAUGGAGGAGAUCGUCCGCGCAUUUAACUAUGUUAUCGACCAGGGCUGGGCUUUCUACUGGGGCACCUCCGAGUGGAGCGCGCACCAGAUCGAGGAGGCGCAUCAUGUUGCCACGCGCUUAAACCUCAUCGCGCCGAUCGCGGAGCAGUGCAAGCACAACAUGUUCCACCGCGAACGUCCGGAGAAGGAAUACGCCCCUUUGUACGCCAAGUACGGCCUGGGCACAACCGCAUUCUCUGCACUGCAGGGCGGACUGCUGACGGGGAAGGUAUAUCCUCCUCAACCCUCUAACACACGGCACGCGCCCGCCACCGUGCCCAUGUUCCGGGGGGCGACGGAGGGUCCCCAGGGCGAAGAGCUGCUUUGGAAAGUGCGUCUCCUCAGCCAAAUUGCUGCGGGUGCGUCGUUUCUCCCCGACUUGCUGAACUCUGGGCGGAACCGCGCUGGCGCUCGCCUCGAGGCGAACCUCGGCGCGCUUGAGGUCCUGCCCAAGCUGGAUGCUGCGGUGUUGGCGCGGAUCGAGGCUGUGUUGGGUAACCACCCGCAGGAGCCGGAGACGUAUGGUCGCCCGCCGCUGGAUCAGGGCAUCCUUUGA